AUUAAAAUCUCAGACCUGCUCAUUCGUGAAGCCACACUAAUUGAACCCCACCCUACCUCACCCAGACUUGGAUUGCAGCGUCUGUUAUGGCAAUUACACACCAAACAUCUCCUCCACCCUGGUAUCCCCAUCAAAGAUGGGAUGGAAAUUGCCGAUAUCGGUGCAGGAACAGGGAUCUGGGCUACCGAGCUAGCCACCCAGCUUCCCCCCUCGGCUCGUGUCACGGCAUAUGAUAUUACUGACACUCACUUUCCCGCCCCAGAGUACUGGCCUUCCAAUCUCAAAUUCGAGAAGCUAGACUCCCUCGGUGCCCCCUCACCGUCUCUAGUCUGCCAAUUCGACGUAGUACACCUGCGCAUGUGGGCCUUUAAUAUUCGUGACAACGACCCAGGCCAGCUGAUACGCAAUGCCGCCAAGUUGCUUAAGCCCGGCGGUUACCUUCAAUGGGAGGAUGCCCGAUUUGGUAGGAAUGUGGUUAGAGGCGACGCCGUCCUUGAGGUACGACAGGUGAUGCAGCGUAUGAGCAACGCCUCGAAACAUAACUUCCAGUGGCUGGACCAGCUUGACCUGCAUGUGAAACGUGCAGAAGGGGCUUUGGACGUGAUAGACUGCCAGUACAAGCCGUGGUCGACUCAGUCUAUUCCGCUCUGUAUGGAUACCUUCAUGGUAGCUUUGGAGAGCAGUGGCGCUGCGUUGGACUGCUUGAAGCAGGUCGAUCCAUCUGCUCCUACCUUGGAUGAAUGGGAGAAUGCACUGGAGGCAUUGCACAACGAGAGCCGUCAUCCUGGCGGUAGUCAGCUUUAUUGGCUUCCAGUUACGUUGCUGGCUAGGAAGAAGUAA
Molecule: messenger RNA, 840 nt
Organism: Aspergillus bombycis
Lineage: Eukaryota; Fungi; Ascomycota; Eurotiomycetes; Eurotiales; Aspergillaceae
Product: class I SAM-dependent methyltransferase
Exons: 4
Source: RefSeq, a predicted model, not a curated record